Oncorhynchus keta (chum salmon) is the source of this 4211-nucleotide messenger RNA. RefSeq names its product kinesin-like protein KIF13A. The record is from RefSeq and is a predicted model, not a curated record. Gene Ontology annotation, molecular function: cell adhesion molecule binding. Gene Ontology annotation, biological process: regulation of protein localization. Lineage: Eukaryota; Metazoa; Chordata; Actinopteri; Salmoniformes; Salmonidae. Gene Ontology annotation, cellular component: adherens junction.
GUGCGUAUCAGGGAGGCGACGGGGCUGCCUGUCAACCUGUCCAACUUCGUCUUCUGCCAGUACACCUUCUGGGAGGGGGCGGAGCCUACGGUGGCCCCGCCCAUGGUCAGCCCAGACACGCCAACCACGCCCCGCAGCCCCGACGCCCAGUUCACCGUCCGCUUCGACCACUGCAAGGUAGGGAACGUAGGGUUACAACAUUAUGGUGACUUUCCUCAACUUCCCAGGUUUCCAGAAAUCCCCAUUGGAGGAAUCUGGAUCUCCUCCGACUGGACACUGCUGGCCAAGACACGCACCCUACGAGACAGGUGGAGUGAGGUGUCUCUUCGUAUUGAGCUGUGGGUUUCUAUCCAGGAGCUGAAUGAGCAGGGGGACUACUCUGAUGUAGAGAUGCAUCCUGGGAAGGACAUCGGUACUGGAGGAGUGUUCCAGCUCAGACAGGGUCACUCGCGCAGGCUGCAGGUGUGUGUGAAGCAGGUGCAGGACUCUGGGACUCUGCCUCUGCUGGUGGAGGCUGUUCUAUCUGUCUCUAUCGGCUGUGUGUCAGCACGCUCCACCAAGCUACAGAGAGCCCUGGACAGCUACCAGAGGGAGGAGGAGGAUGGAGAUAUGGAUAGUUAUCAGGAGGAGGACCUGAACUGUGUGAGGGACCGCUGGUCUGAGGCCCUCAUCAAACGACGAGAGUAUCUGGACGAGCAGAUCAACAAGAUCAUCAACAAACAGGAGAAGUCAGAAGAGGACAUGGAGAGGGAGGCCAGGCUGGUGGAACAGUGGGUAGGGCUGACAGAGGAAAGGAACGCUGUACUGGUGCCCGCGCCUGGCAGUGGCAUACCUGGUGCCCCUGCCCACUGGGCCCCCUCUGCUGGGAUGGAAGCUCACGUCCCAGUCCUCUUCCUGGACUUGAAUGCAGACGACCUGACAGUGACUCAACAGUUAACGGGACCCAACGCUGCCGGGGUUAACUCUAUCCUGCCCAAGGAGCACGGCAGCCAGUUUUUCUACCUGCCAAUCAUCAGACACAGUGAUGACGAGGUGUCAGCGCUGUGCUCCUGGGACUCAUCCAUCCACGACUCUGUGCACCUGAACCGCGUGACGUCACCCAACGAGCGUAUCUACGUGAUCAUUAGAGCCACAGUGCAGCUCAGCCAUCCUGUCUCCAUGGAGCUGGUGCUGCGCAAGAGGAUCUCUGUCAACAUCUACAACAAACAGAGCUUCACCCAGAGUCUGAAGAGAAGGAUGUCCUUGAAGAACACACUGUACUCCUGUGGAGUCACCUAUGAGAUUCUGUCAAAUAUACCAAAGGCGUCUGAGGAGCCUGAGGAGAGAGAGACUCUGGCCCUGAUGGCAGCGAGGGGAGACGGUGAGGAGAGUCAGGAUGGACAGACCUACAUAGAGCAAUACACCAGAGGACUUCUGGAGGUGGAGAAUAUACUGAGCCUGGAGAGACUCAGACAGGCGGUGACGGUGAAGGAAGCUCUGUCUGUUAAAGGGAGAAACAUCAGAAGGAGCUUCAGCACCCCCAACGUACAGCAUACUUCCUGCAGCAAAACAGACCUGAUUGGCUGGGAGGAUGUAGACUGGAAGGACCAUUGUGACCUUCAUCAGGAUGUCUCUGACUGCACUCCCCAGGACGGUGGUUCUCUGUGUGGGACGCCACUCAGAAACAAGACAGAGAAUCACGGUCUGGUACCAGAGAGCCCCACCUUCUUCAACUCCAGCCCGUUCAAGGCCCUCUCUCCCCAGACGCCCAAGUUCCUCAAGUCUCUGCUGCCGGUCAGAGAGGAGAGCAAGACCAAGAGAGUCCUGGAGGCACGACCACUACUGGGACAGGAGAGCAUGCGCUCCUCAUGUGUGGACAGCUCUGUGCUGCUCCCCCCUCCCUGCCACGGCCAAGCCCCCUGGCGCAGGCCCAGAGCGGGCAGCGAGGGCCACCGCAGCCCCUCCACCGCCACCCUCACCCCCUCCACCCUCACCCUCAGUACCUGCACCAGCAGGAAGCUCAGCCUCACACUGCCACACACUGCUGACUCUGAGGAGGAGACAGACAUGGCCCUGAGUUUGGGUCUGGGCCCUCAGGACUUCCACAGCUUCCAGUCCUACAUCCCAGAGGACUUUGCCAACUUUGAGGUGUACAACGCUGCCCUGGAGAGCGGGGAGGGGGGGGCGGGGGCAGGGGAGCUGAGGGGGGGUCGGGGAGGGGGGGAAAGAGAGGGGGCUCCCCGGAGCCCCACCGCCAGCAGCUGCACCAGCGGUUACUUCUCCCACAGUGCCUCGGACGCCACGCUCUCUGACGUGCCAUUCGGGGCCAGCGACAGCUCCGACCAGCUCAGCGCCUCCGCAGUGGCUCAAGACAGAAAUGACCCUGACCGGGAAACCCACAACCUCCACCCCCACGAGUCCCCCUCCUUCCACUGCACCAGCACGGCCCGAGGCUGUGUCCAGACCAGAAGUGUCUCGCCGUGGGGUGACACCCAGACCCCUGCGUGUCCCCCCGGCGUCCCCUCCCAGCCCCUCCCCACCCCCCAAACCACCACCUCCCCCUCCUCCCCUGUCAGUAUUCCUAACUGCUCAGAGCAGCCACCCUCCCCGCGGCCCCGCAGGUGUGUCCUCAGCGUCAGCCAGGAGUUUACAGACUUCAAGGGGGCCGACGACGGCAUGGAGGAUCUGGGUGAGCUGGGACACUUCCAGCCUGGGGAUGCACCACACAUAUCCCCUGUCCCAGCGGAGGAGGAGAAAGGGGGCUCUGACAGCAGGCACCAGACCUCUGACAAAGACCUGGUCGUCAUCAACACACAACAACAACAACAUACAUCUCACCCUGGUAACGCCCGGCUCCCUCAGCCCCACUCACACCUCCACAACGGCAAACAGUGUAUCGGCAGCGUAGCCGUGCCCUGCCCACCACCCUCCAGCCCGCCAGGCCAGCUAGCAGGAGGAGAGCCCCAGAUCCAGGAGCCAAUCCAGGGAGACCUCCCUCCAGGGAGCCCCUGUUCCAGCCCAAGCUGCCCUAGCCCCAACCCCAGCAGCACUGAGGCCUCUGGGGACUCCUGCAGCGGGGACGAGGGCUCUGGUUCUCCGGUGGCCCAGCUGCCUGACUGGAUGGCUCCCGGGGAGCAGGUAUGGGUGGGGAAGAGGAGCGGCACGGUGCACUACGUCGGCGGGGUGGAGUUCGCCAAGGGGAUCUGGGUCGGGGUGCAGCUGGACCUGGCUGUGGGCAAGCACAACGGGACAGUCCAGGGGAGGGUUUACUUCCGCUGUCCUCCAGGCCACGGGGUGUUCGUCAAGCCCUCCUGUCUCACUAGAGGACCCCCCUCCUUGGACACCACAGACACCCAGCCUCUGGUCCGAUAAAAUUCACUAAACUCCCCAAAUUCCCAGGAAUCCCGGUUGGAAUAUUCCCAGAAUCAGGAGGGAAUAAGAAGGAACUCCAGAAUCCUCAAACCAGCAUUUCUGGAAAACCUGGGAAUUUGGGGAAAGGAACUUUCCACCCAAGACUAUCAUCUAAAGGGGGGUACCCAAGUCCAGAGCAGUUUCUACUAGACCAGGCCCAGAUCCAGAGCAGUUUCUACUAGACCAGGGCCAGAACAGUUCCUACUAGACCAGGGCCAGAACAGUUCCUACUAGACCAGGGCCAGAACAGUUCCUACUAGACCAGGGCCAGAACAGUUCCUACUAGACCAGGGCCAGAACAGUUCCUACUAGACCAGGGCCAGAACAGUUCCUACUAGACCAGGGCCAGAUCCAGAACAGUUCCUACUAGACCAGGGCCAGAACAGUUCCUACUAGACCAGGGCCAGAACAGUUCCUACUAGACCAGGGCCAGAUCCAGAACAGUUCCUACUAGACCAGGGCCAGAUCCAGAACAGUUUCUACUAGACCAGGGCCAGAUCCAGAACAGUUUACUAGACCAGGGCCAGAUCCAGAACAGUUCCUACUAGACCAGGGCCAGAUCCAGAACAGUUCCUACUAGACCAGGGCCAGAUCCAGAACAGUUCCUACUAGACCAGGGGCAGAACAGUUCCUACUAGACCAGGGGCAGAACAGUUCCUACUAGACCAGGGCCAGAACAGUUCCUACUAGACCAGGGCCAGAACAGUUCCUACUAGACCAGGGCCAGAACAGUUCCUACUAGACCAGGGCCAGAACAGUUUCUACUAGACCAGGGCCAGAUCCAGAUCAGUUCCUACUAGACCAGGGCCAGAUCCAGAACA